Molecule: messenger RNA, 1056 nt
Organism: Cucumis sativus (cucumber)
Lineage: Eukaryota; Viridiplantae; Streptophyta; Magnoliopsida; Cucurbitales; Cucurbitaceae
Exons: 1
Coding region: 296-835 (179 amino acids)
Source: RefSeq, a predicted model, not a curated record
GUUGAUCGUUUACUAAUUAAUCAAAUUUUACUCUAUUUAGGAUUUAUUACAAAUACCUAAAUUUGGUUGACAAAACAAAUGAACAUAUAAAUAAAGAGUAUUGGGGAUUCCGACAUGUUUCUUACUUGGACGCCACUCUUUAGAAUUGCUUUCAAGAAAACACUUACCCCAAUAAUUAUACCAAUUUUUUUUCCUUUUUCCUUUUUCUUUUUUCUUUUUUAUUAUAAUACCUUCCUAAUUAUUUUUUUAACAAAAAGAUUCUUUUUUAUUAUUAUUAACAUCAUUUACCACCGCCAUGUCCGUCGUUCCACGGCGGCGAUCCACCUCCACCAGAAUCCACAUCCUCGCCCUCGACGGCAUCGUUAACGUCAACUCCCUCUUCACCUUCGCCGUUUUCCUUGGCGUGGCGUGGUACCCCACCGCCAACCCGGCUGCCAAUCUCCUCCCGGACGACGACGACGGUCCUUGCGCUGCUGCCGAUUCUGUCGCCGAAAAUCUCAUAGCCUGCCAUGUAUACUCUUUCAGCUGCUUCUUGUUCUCCAGCCUAAUCGCGUCGGCGCUGAAGCAAGCAAUCAGACUCAUCACAGGCGGUGAUGGUGGGCAGGGUGAGACCCACGCACCGGCGCUGAGGGUGGGGAUGAUGGCGUCUGCGGUUGGGUCGGUUCUCGGGUGUGGGUUUUUGGUGGCGGCGUUGCUGAAUUUGAUUCAGAUAAAACUGGGGGUUUUCGGUUGCCGGAGGUGGGAGACGGUGGCGGCCGCCGUGCCGUUGGUGAGCUUGGUUCCUUUGGCGCUUUUCAUUUACAUCGCGCUUGUUAUUCACGCCUUCACGCGCUAGCAUUCAUUUUUUCAUUUUUUUACAUUAAUGUUUACUUUUUUUAAAAAAAAAUAAUUUAGUUAAAUGCUUCAUUGUGGUUACAAGAAUACGUCUGUGUGUGUAUGUAACUUAUAAAAGCUUUUAAGUUGUAAAUUCAUGUGUAAAAAUGUGACAGCUUCUGCGACCUUAGUUUCGUAUUAGUUUAUGAUUCAAUUUUCAAGUCGGUAAGAAAUCGUAGAAAA